ACAGUGAGAUGUGAUGAUCACUUCAGUUCGUUUUUCGCUCUCGAUCGCUGAACUUAAAAAAUGAAAAUCUUUGUGAUUCUUGUUGCGUUUGCUGUCAUUGAGAAAUGUAAUGGACAGAUGAAUCCACUUGCAUAUGGCAGAGAUCAGUCGUAUCGUGGAGGAAAUCAAGAAUCGGGAGAUGUAACCACAAGUUUGAAUCGUCUUUUCUCAUCGUUUGAAACUCGCUUGACAAGCGUUUUAAGGAAUGAAUUAAGUGUUUUAAAUCAAAGACUUGGAGGCUUAGAACAGUCGAAUAAACAUCUGGAAAAUGCGAUAAGUUCGAUAAAAAGUGAACUCAACAUUGUUAGAGAAGCUGUUGAUAUGCUUCGAGAUGACAGCAAUUUGGAGAAUGAUCAACAGUUGAGAACAAGCGAGAGUGGAUCAGUUCUAAGCUUAGAUAGUUUGCAUUUGACGGUGAAUGCUAUGAGAGCAAGUUUAAGUAAAGUUGAAAGAGAUGUGAUGAAUGUUAAGAAAAAUUUGAGAAUUUUAACUGGAGGCAGACAUCAAAAUCAUCAACAGCAACCUCAAUUUGCUAUUUUGCCAUCCGUUUAUGGAAAGUCGGCAAAUAAUGUCGGCGCAUGUUCCAUAAAUGAUUUCAAUAAUGAAUCGGGAAUAAGAAAAUAUCAGAAAGAUUUCUUCACUUAUUGUGAAAUCGAAGCAGAUGAUUCCAUUGGUUGGGUUGUGAUUCAAAAUCGUUUUGAUGGCUCAACUGAAUUUGCUCGAGGUUGGAACGAAUAUAAGAAUGGAUUUGGAAAUCUUGCUGGUGAAUUUUGGUUGGGAUUGGAUAAAAUUCAUGAACUAACAUCAGCAAAUCUCCAUGAAUUGAUGAUCGUCUUGGAAAGUUUCAAUGAUGGAAAGAAAUCUGCAAAAUAUUCUGCUUUUGGAAUUGGACCCGAAUCAACUGGAUAUGUUUUAAAUAUUUUGGGAAAAUAUUCUGGAAAUGCUGGCGAUUCAUUGAACUAUCAUGCUGGAAUGAAAUUUUCAACUUUCGACAAUGACAACGACGCAUGGUUAGAUGGAAAUUGUGCCAGAUCGCAUUUGGGUGGUUGGUGGUACAAUUCAUGCGACGAAUCAAACCUUAAUGGAAAAUAUUUCGGUGAUGUUAUAUUGAAAGGUGAAAACAAUUAUCAAGGCGUCUAUUGGAGUAAAUUUCUUGGAUCAAUGAGUUCACUGAAGUCAGUUAAGAUGAUGAUUCGACCUGUCGAAGGAUGAAUAACUCAUAAAUUGUUUAUAAAUUCCCAUCUUCUUAUUUUCCCAUCUAAUAAUAAUAAAUAUUAAACUUGUUUA
Molecule: messenger RNA, 1326 nt
Organism: Clunio marinus
Lineage: Eukaryota; Metazoa; Arthropoda; Insecta; Diptera; Chironomidae
Source: the annotation of a GenBank genome assembly